Drosophila albomicans is the source of this 1376-nucleotide messenger RNA. RefSeq names its product E3 ubiquitin-protein ligase TRAIP (gene nopo). NCBI's taxonomy places the organism in Eukaryota, Metazoa, Arthropoda, Insecta, Diptera, Drosophilidae. Bases 75 to 1367 code for a protein of 430 amino acids. The transcript has 6 exons. The record is from RefSeq and is a predicted model, not a curated record.
GCGCGAAAAUCAGUUUGCUGCCAAACGCUAGAUUGAUUAAGUAAUUUAUGUAGCAACUAUUUUUCGCAUGCAUAAUGUUGAAUUUAAACUGUGUCAUAUGUGCCGAAUUGUUCACACAAUCGGAUGAAGUGUACGUCACAACGUGUGGCCACAUGUUCCAUCACACAUGCCUAAUGCAAUGGCUAGAACGGUCUAAAACCUGCCCACAGUGUCGCAAUAAAUGCACAAAUCGGAACAUAAUUCGUGUGUAUUUCAAUCUGGCCAAUUUGGACGUGAGUCGGAUUGAUGUUGGCUCCCUGCAAGAGCAGCUGGAUAAUGCCAAUUUGGCUAUGAAAAUGAAGGAACAGGAAAGCAACAAGGUCGAGAGACAAAUGAAAGAACUAAAAGAGACCCAAAAGAAGUGCCUAAAAACCAUUGCGGGGUUAGAGAAGAAUCUACAGAAGAAAGACUUUGUUGUCAGCAGCUAUGUGGAACAAAUAAAUGUACUAAAGAGCGAUGCUCGGGUUGUUGACGAGCUGCGCAAGGAGAACAAAUCACUGAAACAGCAGAUCAACACUAUGGAAGGCGUUUCGGCCAUUCUGACAGCUGGUGCUGCGGAUGCUGAUCGCUUACUAAAAAACGAAGCCAAUCCAAAUGUGCUGGCCAACUGGGUGUCCACGCUAAAGCGUGAGCUUCGCCAGUGUGAGACCAAAAAGACUGAACUGCGCAAUGUGCUCAAGGUGGUGCAGAACGAUCUGCGCAAGGAGCUGGAAGGAAAGCGACGGUUAGAGGAGCAGAUGUCGCAUCUCGAGAGCGAUUUGUAUCGAGCACAGGAAAAGCUUAAGACACUACAGGGUCAACCAAUUGAUGUGGAUGCCUCCAGCAACUGCUCAUUGGGCCUAAACACAAAUUUAGUUGCACUCAAGCUCGAAGAACGCCGCAACACCAUCUCGCCCACAAUAAAACAGAGCAUCAAGCGCAUUGAGGAGUCAACGUCACCUUACCUAAACAUCAAAUCUAGCAGCGUAGGAAUGACGCAUCUCUUGAAACCGCCCAUCCAAGGCAUUAGCAAGAUAUCUCCCAUUAAAACAGGAUCGGGCAUUAGCAUGACCAGCGGAGUGAUUCGCAAGACGACAAGUGAUCUUAGUGAAAAGUACUCGAUCUUCAAGAAACCACGACUGCUGCUGGGCGCUUCGAGCUCAGGGGGCGCAGCUGCGAUGGGUUCAAAUUUUGCCUACGAUGGCAUGGGUGGCUCUGAGAAGAUAGAUCCUUUUGCGCAGCGUGCCGCAGAGGAAGCGGCGACCAGAGUUACAAGUCAACCAAGCACAAAUACUGUUAAUUUUCGACUUAAAGCGGGAACGCUGCGCAACAUAAAGCUGAAAAAAUAGUGAAUUAUG